CUGGAUUGUAACAUUCUUGCCUUAUUUUUUCUCUUCUCUCUUUCCUUCUCUCUUUUCUCUUCUGCACCUCCCUCCAAUACACCGCAGAGCACUCAGGUCCUAUUUCCUCUUUCUUUUCGCAGCUCCAAUACACAAUUGCACAUCCCUCCAUUUCUCACUAUCCACAAGGAAUUAGGAAUGAAGAUCUCACUUUCAGCAGCGCUUGUGUUGGCGCUCUCUUCUGCAACGGUGUCUGCCUCGGUCAUCACACUACCUAUCAAGUCAUACAGAAAUCAGGAGCAUCUCAACGCUGAAUCCUUAACCAAGCGAUACCUUGAGAGACUCGAAAGGCGAGCUGCCCCUUCAUUCACAACAGCACCAUUGACUAGCAUUCGUCAAGACAUUGUGUACACUGUCCCACUCCAACUCGGUACACCACCACAAGACUUUAAUGUCCUCAUUGACACAGGCAGCCCUUACACAUGGGUAUCUUCUGUCGAAUGUAUUAGUGCGGCCUGCUUGAAGUCCAAGCGAUAUAGCUGUUCUGCAUCUUCGACCUGCCUUGCCUCAAACACAAGGUUCAAGGCGGAAUAUGUCGAUGGAGACAAUGUCUCAGGGCUGUAUGUUGCAGAAAACUAUGGUAUCGGUUCAUUAAAGUUUCGAGCCAUUGCUGCCAUUGCGACUAUUCAUGAAGCUCGCAUGCCCCCAACGGUCGAUGGUAUCAUGGGGCUAUGGUACUAUGGAGCAGGAAGCAAUAUCCCAAUCUUGAACGUGCUAAAGAACGAUACUGUACUGACAGAAAAUGUUAUUGGGAUCUGGUUGCAAAAGGCGCCUUCUGGAUCUGUCACAGCACCUGGAGGAGAGAUCACAUUUGGAGGUGUCGAUUCCAAGCGAUUCACAGGAUCGAUCUCUUAUGUUGACUGCAUUCCCGGUCGACCAUGGACUAUCCCAUUGUCAGGAUUGUCUGUAAAAGGACAGAGUAUCCCCGUACCAGGUGUAAUGGCUGCUAUUGACACAGGCUCGACAGCGAUGCUUAUACCCAAGUCUGCGUCUGAUGCCAUCCAUGCAAACAUUCCUGGUGCAGAACAGCUGAUUAAUCAAGGUAAUAUCUGGGUAAUCCCUUGUUCUGGCAACACACCCGUCACCUUAACGUUCGGAAGCUUCACUGCCGAUAUUCCUUACUCCAGUCUAGCGAUGCAAAGUACUCGCCAAAUGACCUCUCAAGGAGAGUAUUGUUUGAGUGCUGCCAUGUUCCCAACGGGCACCACUGCGGUGAUUGAGGAAUGGAUCAUCGGAGAUGUUUUCCUAAACAACGUGUAUUCAGUCUAUGAUUUCCAGAAUAAUGCAGCCAGUGGAGGUAGAAUUGGAUUUGCACAAUUGGUCUCUGGAGGGACUGGAGGAGGAGGAGGAUCUGAUGGUUCUGGCAGAGGUGGAGAUGGUAAUGGUGCUGGUGGAGAUACUGGUUCAGGAAAAGAUGGAAAAGACGGAAAAGAUGGAAAAGGUAGCUCCGCAGGAAACAGAGUUCCCAUUUUGUCCGUCCAAGCAUCCGCUCUCAUCUUGAUCAGCGCAAUAUUUGCCAUGCUUUAAUUUUUUUAAUUUAAGGGUAUCACUUCAUCAAUGAGAUGUCUACGUUAAAGACUUAUUAAAAUAAAAGAUGUAUAAAAAGAC
Molecule: messenger RNA, 1647 nt
Organism: Lobosporangium transversale
Lineage: Eukaryota; Fungi; Mortierellomycota; Mortierellomycetes; Mortierellales; Mortierellaceae
Product: aspartic peptidase domain-containing protein
Exons: 7
Coding region: 178-1566 (462 amino acids)
Biological process (GO): proteolysis
Molecular function (GO): aspartic-type endopeptidase activity
Source: RefSeq, a predicted model, not a curated record